Molecule: messenger RNA, 1329 nt
Organism: Mercurialis annua (annual mercury)
Lineage: Eukaryota; Viridiplantae; Streptophyta; Magnoliopsida; Malpighiales; Euphorbiaceae
Product: protein IRX15-LIKE-like
Exons: 1
Coding region: 249-1202 (317 amino acids)
Biological process (GO): xylan biosynthetic process
Source: RefSeq, a predicted model, not a curated record
ACUCUCAAUCUGCCUUAUACAAACAGCCGUCUCUUUCAACUCAUUUAUCGAUAUUCUUAAAACACAUCUCAAUCUCCUCCGUAGAUUCCUCUGUCUCUUCCUCUUUCAAGUAACCAAAUUAAAAUAAUCACCAAAUUUCAAAACUUGUUCAAUUCAAGAACUCAAAACAUUACCUUAAAAAAAUCAAGAACUCAAAACAUUACCUUCAAGAACCUAAAUACUUUUUUUCUUGAAUUCAAGAAGGCAAAAUGAAGAACACAAACACAAAACUCAUACUCCUACACCAAUCUUCACUCCACAAAUCUCCAUCAUCUUCUCAUCAUCGUCUCUGGCUAAUCUUUGUAGUCACUUUUUUUACUUUAGCUUUCACUUACACUCUUUUCUCCACCACCAUCCCCACCGUCACCCCCGCCGCUUCCUCCGCCGCUUCCACCGCCUCUCUUCCACUCUUUUUCACUACAGCCUUACUCCACUACACUUCGAUUUCCAACACAACAACGCCUCACAUGUCAAUAUCCGAACUUUCCGCCAUAGCCGCCGUUCUUAAGCAAUGCUCACCGUCUUGUAACUUUUUAGUUUUCGGGUUAACCCAUGAAACCCUUUUAUGGAAAUCACUUAAUUUCCAUGGCCGUACAAUUUUUCUCGACGAAAGUGAGUAUUUUGUCGCGAAUUUUGAAAAGAUUCACCCGGAAAUUGAAGCUUAUGAUAUACAAUACACGACGAAAGUAAGCGAAAUGGAUGAUCUUUUAUCCGUCGCGAAAACUCAAGUUAAAGAUGAGUGUAAGCCUGUGCAGAAUUUACUGUUUUCAGACUGCAAAUUAGGUAUUAACGACAUGCCGAAUCAUAUCUAUGAAAUUGCUUGGGAUGUGAUUUUAAUUGACGGUCCACGUGGGUAUUUCGCGGCGGCAGCUGGGAGGAUGUCGCCGAUUUUUACAGCUUCAGUUAUAGCGAGGAGUAAGAGAGGCAGUAAUAAGGCGACGCAUGUGUUUGUUCAUGAGAUUGAUAGAGAAGUUGAGAGAAUAUUUAGCGACGAAUUUUUAUGCGACGAGAAUUUGGUAGAGACUGUCGAUUCCUUGGGACAUUUCGUCGUUGAAAGAAUGGAAGCUAAUAGCUUUGAGUUUUGUGAAAAUUCAACUUCGUCGCCGGUAUCGUCGUCGCCUUUAUCAACUAUAUCAUCCGGUGACGAUGGGGAUGAUGAUUGAAUUAAUUACUGGGGUGUGAUUGCUUGUAUCAUUACAUAAUCCUUUACUUUUAAUUUGGUUAAAUAUAGAAUUGUAAUUUUAUUAGGUUUAAAAUGAUGAAAAGAAUAUCAAGUGUGAAUUUUCUCAA